Molecule: messenger RNA, 29407 nt
Organism: Pelobates cultripes (western spadefoot toad)
Lineage: Eukaryota; Metazoa; Chordata; Amphibia; Anura; Pelobatidae
Source: the annotation of a GenBank genome assembly
UGUCAGUAUGUGGGCGGGGUCUGAGCCUUGCCAGGCGUUCACACAGGAAAUACAGGCGAUAGGAUGUCCCACCUGUCAGCUUUAGGAGGAAGUGACGUAGUGGCGGUUGACCCGGAGGCGGAAGUCGCUCAGAGAACCCGGAAGCGGACCGGCUGCUGCUGUCUUCGUUGCAGCAUUUUGUGGUUGUCGGUGUCUCUGGUUGCCAAGGGAACCGGGGAUUUAAGGUAUGUACCCGGCAUGGUGAGAGGCGGGUGGCCGAGCAGGUCUGACAUCACCCUGAGCGGGGACCGGGGGGCGCCCCUCCAUCACACAGCCUGGAGCCCAUCACACAGCCCGGGGAGGGAGCAUCCAUCACACAGCCCGGGAGCAUCCAUCACACAGCCCGAGCAUCCAUCACACAGCCCGGGGAGCAUCCAUCACACAGCCCGGAGAUCCAUCACACAGCCCGGCACCCAUCACACAGCCCAGCAUCCAUCACAGCCUGGAGACCAUCACACAGCCUGGAGAUCCAUCACACAGCCUGGGAGCAUCCAUCACACAGCCUGAGCAUCCACACAGCCCGGGAGCAUCCAUCACACAGCCCGGGGCGGCUCUCCAUCACACAGCCACCCGGGCGGGCCUCCAUCACACAGCCCGGCUUCCAUCACACAGCCUGGAGACCAUCACACAGCCUGGGAGCAUCCAUCACACAGCCCGGGAGCAUCCAUCACACAGCCUGAGCAUCACACAGCCCGCGGUCAUCACACAGCCCGGCGGCCUCCAUCACACAGCGCCCGGGCGGCCUCCAUCACACAGCCCGGGGCGGCCUCCAUCAUUGCGCCCAUGGGCUCCAUCACACAGCCCGGGGGCGGGGCCCAUCACACAGCCUGGAGCUUCCAUCACACAGCCUGGGAGCCUCCAUCACACAGCCCGGGAGCCCAUCACACAGCCCGGGCCUCCAUCACACAGCCCGGGAGCCCAUCACACAGCCGGGGGCGGCCUCCAUCACACAGCCUCCGGGGCGUCCAUCACACAGACCGGCGCUCAGAGAGGCUGGGACCCGGGGGGCGUCCACCACACAGACCGGCGGUCAGAGAGGCUGGGACCCGGGGGGCGUCCACCACACAGACCGGCGGUCAGAGAGGCUGGGACCCGGGGGGCGUCCAUCACACAGACCGGCGGUCAGAGAGGCUGGGACCCGGGGGGCGUCCAUCACACAGACCGGCGCUCAGAGAGGCUGGGACCCGGGGGGCCUCCAUCACACAGACCGGAGGUCAGAGAGGCUGGGACCCGGGGGGCGUCCAUCACACAGACCGGCGGUCAGAGAGGCUGGGACCCGGGGGGCCUCCAUCACACAGACCGGAGGUCAGAGAGGCUGGGACCCGGGGGGCGUCCAUCACACAGACCGGCGGUCAGAGAGGCUGGGACCCGGGGGGCGUCCAUCACACAGACCGGCGGUCAGAGAGGCUGGGAACCGGGGAGCCUCCAUCACACAGCUGGGACCCGGGGAGCCUCCAUCACACAGACCGGCGGUCAGAGAGGCUGGGACCCGGGGAGCCUCCAUCACACAGCUGGGACCCGGGGAGCCUCCAUCACACAGACCGGCGGUCUGGGGGAGGGGGUCAUGGAGAUCAGUGACAACUGGAGAGCCCAUGCCAGGCCAACACUGGGAUAGUCAUGUAAAUAUUAUAAUAAUGAAUAAUUAUCUACCAUGGGAUACUAUGGGCUGGGAUCAUGGAGAUCAGUCACAGCUGGAGAACCCCAGCCAGGCCAACACUGGAAUAACCAUGUAAAUAUUAUAAUAAUGGGUAAUUAUAUACCAUGGGAUACUGUGGGGGGGAUCAUUGUGAUAUGUGACAGCUGGAGAGUCCCAGCUAGGCCAACACUGGGAUAGUCAUGUAAAUAUUAUAAUAAUGGGUAAUUAUCUACCAUGGGAUACUGUAGGCUGGGAUCAUGGAGAUCAGUGGCAGCUGGAGAGCCCCAGCCAGGCCAACACUGGGAUAGUCAUGUAAAUAUUAUAAUAAUGAAUAAUUAUCUACCAUGGGAUACUAUGGAGUGGGAAAAGAAAGAGAACCCACAUACUGAACAUAUUUUGUACAAGGAAAAGGUGCAAAUACAUACCAUACAUUGCCAUCAUUGAAUACAGCCGUCUACACCUGUGCCCUGGUGGUAUUUAUGUGACUGAAUUAUGGUGCUGUGGUGGGUUUGACUAGGAUUGGCGUAUUCGCCAUGUUUAUCAGGGCACAAAUUGACAGGGAAUAAAAAUAUAUGCAGUGUGAAGAAUUCAGAUGCUACAAUUUGGAUAUAAGUAAUGAAUUCUUCUUCUUCAUUAAUGAUUUUUGCCACGUGUGAAGAUAUAGUACAGAUAGUUAUCAAAGGAAGCAAUUUUUACCCAGAUUUUGCAGUUAGGUUCUCUGUUCUUUUAUUUUGUAGUCAUUCAGGACACAUGAAACAUUUAGAAAUAUAGAAACAUAUUAAAUAUUUUGGAUAUCCAGUAAGACAAAACAAAAUAUAGGUUGCAAUUAGUUUUCUAUAAAGUGGAUCUAUUUAAGUUUAGUAUGACCGGCACAUGUUAAAGGAGAGCUGUCACUUCUAGGGAAAUUCUACCCCUGUGAUGAUGUUUCAUUGAAAUAUAUAUAUAUAAUAAAUAUUUUGAAGAAGUGACCCCGAAAUCCAGUUCAGUCCAGGUAAGACCAGGACGCACAGUGAAUAUGAGGAGAACAGAAACUGUGCUUCUUGUGCUUUUCUUACCCUAAGUAUGAUCAUAAAAGGGCGACAUCUAUAAAAAUGAUUUGCAUUGGUCAAGAUCAAGUUGCCUCGUUCCAGAAAAGAGAGAAAUACAUUAGUGGAUACCUACAUUUUUAUUAGAUUUUUAACCAACAGAAAUUCCCUAUAUAUUUGUUAUAAUUAAAGAUAAUAUUAAAAAGCCUAGAAAGUUGGUGACUGGAUUAUGGCUUCCCUCGACUACACUGGGGCUAACACAAUAGUUUCCCUAUUCUAAUCCAAGUUCAUCUCUUGCUCAGGCCUGUUAGAGAGGAAUAGGCUGUAUCUUACCAUGUUUAAGGAGCUUACUCCUGUAUUUCAUACAGGCCCUGCGACUGCAUACAAAUAGAGUGCUUUUCUAGCAUUUAUAUCUAUUUCUUACCUUGGUUCGCUCGUGUGGUCUAUGUGUGAUUGUGUAAAGUUCUACUGCUUUACGUUUAUUUUUUUUAUUCUUCAAACAUUCUCUUACAUCUCAAGUUUUUAUGCAUGUGUGUCCUUAUGUCUAUGAAAAUGUGUUACACUAUUCUGAUUUAUCUCUUGUGAUAUGAGAAAUAAAAAAACAAAAACAAACAAAGCCUUGGAAUGUAACAUCAGUAUGCAAAAGGUGUUUUUUAUUUUAUAUAUAUCUAUCUCAUCAUUUAUAUAGUGCCAAAAUGUUCCUUAAUAUUUUAUAAUGAUGCAGUGGUGAUACACAGCAUCAAAAAAUGGACAGACAAAAAAAAUUGUAAAGUAAAAAGUUGACAGACACAAGCCCUGCUCAAACUAGUUUACAAUGUAUAUACAAGCAUGUAGAUAUAGAAUUACUCAGGAGGGGUUACGUAAGUGGCUUACACACUUAUCUGCAAUAUUUUCUUUCUGUUUGUAGAUUCUCUUUCAGGGGGAGGUAAUUAUACACAUGCACUUAUGGUUGCUGAGGCCAAACUGAAAUUUAUGAAAAGAAAAACAAAUCUGUAACCAGAGUUUGCGAUAAAUUGAUUCACAAAAAGUUAACAUUAAAGGGACACUAUAGUCACCCAGACCACUUCAGCUAAAUGAACCAGUCUGGAUGCCAGGUCCCUCAGGUUUAAACCCUUCAGAUGUAAACAUAGCAGUUCCAGAGAAACUGUUAUGUUCACAUUGCAGGGUUAAUCCAGCCUGUAGUGACUGUCUUCCUGACAGCCACUACAGGCGCUUCUGCGAUGCUGGAUGCGAAAAUCGCAUCCAGCACGCAGAACGUCCAUAGGAAAGAAUUGAGAAAUGCUUUCCUAUGGACUGUUUGAAUGCGCGUGCGGCACGAAGGAGCCCGGCGUUGUAUUAAAGUAAGUAACUGAAGAGGUUUUAACCCAUUCAGCGCCAAAGGGGGGGGGGGAAUCCUAAGGAUGCUAUAGUGUAAGGAAAACAAGUUUGUUUUCCUGACAUUAUAUAGUGAUCCUUUAAAGGGACACUAUAGGCAUUAAACCAACUUUAGCUUAAUGAUGCAGUUUUGGUGUAUAGAUCAUGCCCCUGCAGUCUUGCUUCCUAACUCUCUAUUUGUUUAUGCAGCAACUCUGAAUUUGGCUCAGACAGUCUUCCUAAAAACUUCUAGUAAUAUAAAAGGUCAAGGCAACUGAAUGAGUAAUAGAUUUUUCAAAUAAAAACUGUAGCAAAUUACUGUUCAUAAACAUGUGUUGUAAAAGUUAACUGCCACAGCUGUUUGCAAAAUAACAGUUUGCUGUGCUCAUGGUGGUGUACUUAUUCUGUCUUUGAAUGUAUGGAAAUAACCCUGUUAUCUUCUGGUCUUACAAAUAAUGUUCCAGGGUGCAAUAUGGCAGCCAAUGAGAAAAUGGAGGUGACCGUGAAAACUCUGGAUUCACAGAGCCGAACAUUCACAGUGGAAGAAGAGGUACGGAUGGGUUGUGUUUGCAUGUCGCGGUGAAUGUAUGCACUGUGUGACACUGUUACCUAGUAAUGUUGGACACAUGGGUACUUUAUUUUCAUACAAACCCAAAUUAUGUAUGUGACAUUAACGUUACAAGCUUUUGUUUGAUUGGAACGUUGGCUCACUGUCCGGUUCAUUAAAGGGACGUAAUAGUCACCAGAACAACUAUAGCUUAAAGGGACUCUCCAGUGCCAGGAAAACAAACCCAUAUUCCUGGCACUGCAGGAUCCUGCAGUGCCCUCCUCCCUCCCACCCCCCAUCCCAUGUUGCUGAAGGGGUUAAAACACCUUCAGUGACUUGCCUGAAUCCAGCGCCGAUGUCCCUUGUCGAUGGGUCACGCUCCACCAAUGUUCCGACGUCAGCCGGUGGGGGAGACCUAAUGCACAUGCGCGGCAAUGGCCGCGUGCAUUAGACCUCCCCAUAGGAAAGCAUUAUUCAGUGCUUUCCUAUGGGGAUUUUGGCGAUGCUGGAGAUCUUCAUUUAUAACGUGAGGACAUCCAGCGUUGUUUAACCCCUUAAGGACACAUGACGUGUGACAUGUCAUGAUUCCCUUUUAUUCCAGAAGUUUGGUCCUUAAGGGGUUAAAACACUUUUCGUGUUCUAAGAAGCCAGAAGUCCCUCUAAGAGGAGGACUUAACAUUGCAAGGUAAUUAUUGCAGUUUAUAAAAGCACUUGCAGGGUUAAGUGUAAUGGUAGUUGGCACCCAGACCACUCCAAUGGGCAGAAGUGGUCUGGAUGCCUGGAGUGUCCCUUUUAUUGAAGUUGUAUGCCUUUUAGGCAUUUUGAUGCAAACACUGCCUUUUCAGAGAAAAGGCAGUGUUUACAUUGCCCCUAGGGACACCUCCAAGUGGCCACUCAGAUGGCCAUUGGAGGUGUUUCUUGGGGCAAUACUGCACAGUGGGCAGCACUGCCGUUCAGCGUCUCCACCCUCUGAAUAGGGAUACUGAAUUUUCCUCAUAGAGAUGCAUUCAUUCAUCAGAGUUUAAUCUCUCUGCAGCCAGAGAUGUAAUGCCACCACUGGUUGUGUUAUUAGCCAGCUCGGAACCAGGAUUCCAAGCUGGAUAAUGUUAAUUCUGUUUUAUCGUAUGUCAUCAGCACACACAGCCAAUGCUAGCACACCCCUUGUCUUUAGUAUUUUACAUUUAUGCUGUGCUAUUGUGAACAGGGUCAGAGAUCAUUUCUAUAUUUUAUGUCCAUGUGUUUUAUAAUUGUAAAAAGAAUUGUGUUUUCUGAAAGUGAAGAAGAGUCUUUUUAAUUUAGAAUUUAUACAAUGUAGAAAUACUUGCUCUUUGUGGUGAGUUAAUAUUACUUUCAGACAGGAGUGUAGUGUAUAAAUGGUGGGUGGUUGUGUGUUUUGGGAAAUGCUGUUUUUUUUUUAUUUAAGGCAACAGGUUAGUAGAUGGUAUGGUGCAAUGUGUGGAAGGCUGUUAUUACUAUGUGGUUGUGGUGUAUCAAUGGUAUGCAGUAGUUGUGUGUUUUUGGGAAAUUAUUGCAGUGUAGUGUAUCAAUUUUAUGGUGUUGUUGAGGAAAGGCUACUAUUGCCAUUUGGUAGGUGUGUGUGUAUAUGUGCCUGAGCUCUAAUUGCCACAGAAUGGACUGUAAUAGAUGUUCUUCUUCUAGAUCACUGUAAGAGACUUUAAAGAUCACAUAUCCUCUGCGGUUGGAAUUCCCGCAGAGAAACAGCGGCUCAUAUAUCAGGGUCGAGUUUUACAGGAAGACAAGAAACUAAAAGAAUACAGUGAGUAUCGAGAUCUAAAGCACAUAUUCCGGAGUAUCUAUUGAGAUAUAUAAUAUUUUUUUUGCAGUUUAAUUUUUGAUCUUUAUGCUCCAUGUUUUAUUUGUCUUUUACCGAUCCGUCUCUUUCACUCCUGCAGAUGUAGCUGGGAAAGUGAUUCAUCUUGUAGAACGGGCCCCUCCUCAAACCCAGCCUGCUGCAGGUGGACCGGCUCCCUCUUCCAGUACCUCCACUGGCAGUACCACAGCAAGUGGCCCAGGAGCCACCGGUAGCGAGAGAAAUGGGAACAGCUAUGUGAUGGUGGGGACUUUUAACUUACCGGUGAGCGCAUGUUUCAUAUUCAAAGAGCCAUAAUCGUGACAAUUGGGGAACAAAAUACUCUCCGCUGUGUAAUAAAAUUAUAAAAUAUGGUGGUGUUUAUUCACUGAAGAACACAUUAUAAUGAAUUUAAAACAGUUACAAAAUUUUGAACAAAGUUUUUAAAAUAACUAGUUUUGAAAAAAAUCUCCAAAUUUACAUUCACAGCUUGACGAAUCUGCCCUGAAGUUUGAAUUUUUCUUUUCUUUUUUUUCACUAGACCCCCAUGUGUUUUUCGUAAAUAAACCCUUGCUCGCUAAUCUCUUUGAUCAGGAUGAGGAGUGCAGGCUGUUGUACUCGUUGAUACAUUCAGUGUUAUUCCCUAAACCGUAAACUGUAUGGAAUUGUGCUCAGUACCCUGUUAUAGAAAUCUCCCUUAGAAGAACAGUCUGUUUUUAUUUAUGAGAUAAUAAAAAUAUGAUUUAGAUUGGACAUUCUGUUUUGUGUCUUUACAGCAUGUAAUGUCAGGCCUUGGUGAGGCUACUAGAGGUGCUCGUGUGUCUUCAGUUGCUGGAGUAAGUAUGUUUGAUGCCAUUAUUUAAAGAGACAGGAAUACAAUUUGUCUUUUAUUUGGGUGUGUAGGUUUCAGGCUCAGUGUGAAGAUCGUCCAGGUAUGCAGUAUUUAGCUGAUUAGUUCAUUGUAUCCCCUGCCAAUAUGAGUUUGCAUGUGGUUUGACAGUUAGCAUUUGUUUUAGCUGUGCUGCCCUUUCCUUAUAAUUUAGUUAGGUUGAAUAGCGCUGAUCCUUAGUUUUAUUUUUUAUUUUCUCUUACCCUGGUGACUUCACCUUUUCCGUUCUCUGUCUAAGGUCCAGUUUUUCGGUUUAUUACCUAAUCUCACACUUUGCCUGUAAAUUAUACCUGUUGUGGGAUUACUGUUCAUCAAUCAUAUCAGAACUGGUACGAAUGAUGUGUUAGGGAUGCCCCCACAGUGACAAUACUGCUUCUUGAUCUCUGUGUUGUGUAUUAUGACUGAGGUCUUUACACGUGUGUUGUUUAUUUUAAUAUCUGAGUUGUAUAACUUUCAUCCUUUGGUGUUAUUUAUGCCUGAUGCACUGCAUUCAUUUGUAGAUACAUGUGCAUGCAGUUUCUGAGAUCCUUUCUCCUAUCCCACUCUCAUUGUAUGUUUAUUAAAAUUAUGGAAUAUUGCUCUGAUUUUUACUGUUUGCUGUGCCUUCCUUCUCUCUCUAUCUCCAUCCUACACCUCUGCUUUCAUUGUCUCCUUCUCCUCUUUCCUUCUUCCCAUAUUUUUCCUUGAUCUAUGCCUUUUUUUCUUAAUGCUGCCUGCUCCCAAAUGUUUCCUCACACCCGUUCUGUUUUACACCACUGACUUUUCUUCCAAACUCUUAUUUCUUUUCUGUUAUCCUUCUUGCCUUUCUCUCUCUCUCUCUCUCUCUCUCUCUCUCUCUCUCUCUCUCUCUCUCUCUCUCUACUCUUCUUCUCUUGCUCAGAAUGAUGGCUCCUCUCUCGAUGUCCACAUAAACCUGGAUCAACAGCUCCUGGGCCAGGUACAGGAACGCAAUAAGUCAGAUGUUAGGCUUGGAGAAACAGCAGAAAUAUCAAAUUUUGCCCCUUGUAUGAACAAGUGCUGUCAUCUCAUGUGCCCGCUGAUUCUGUCACCUGGCACACAGUUCCCUAUAUGAAUUAAGCCUAAAACGAGCACCUGUCUUUUGUCACUCACAUGCAUGUGUUUUACUGCAUGGUGCCAACCAUUGGUCAUUUGAAGCAUGCAUGCCAGCAAAUGUAAGUUUCUAACUAUGUGCUCCGAUUUCUUAAAUGCUCACAUACUUGGAGUAUUACAACAUAAGAAUUCUGGCUGUGUUUUAUGCACAGACUAAUAAUGGCUUCUGUUGGCAACGCAAAACAGGACAAUUUGUUUCAAAAAAUGUUUAAUUCCAAAUUAAUUUCCUCGAUCAAACAAGGUUUAUGGAGCGUUCUAAAGAACAUCCACUUAGUUUCAGCCUUAUAUUUGUGACCUGACUAAUAGGAGUAUUGGUUGUUGAUAAUAAAAUACUGUUUGUUAUGACCUGGGAAUGGCGAUUGCCAAAUCCAAUUAUCCAGAAACUCUAUUAAUCAGAAAUCUUGUUUGUUGAGCUAGUUGUGGGUUAUUUGGAAGGGUUUAAUUGUUAUCCCUGAAGCCCACCUGAUCAGGGCAAUCCUUGUAUAAAGGAGCUGGAAAUCUAACACACUUUUCUUGCUUUUUCCUCCUCCUUUUCUACCUUCUAUCUUCUUUCUUUCUCUCGCUCUCUCAUCUUUUUUUAUUUCCAAUCUACUUCAACCUUUCUGAUCACCUUCUCCAUCAUGCGCCACAAUUCAUUUGAUUUUUGUUUUAUCUCAUGGUGCUUCUUCUUUCUUUUGGUUACUCAUUCACAUUUUCUGAUUCAUCUUUCUUCUACUAAACUCGAACGUGGAUCCUUCUUUUUCCCGUUUGUCCAUUUACCUCUCCUCACUCUUGCACGUUUUUUUUUUUCUUUCUUUUUUUCCAUUCCAAUGUGCAUUUCACUUUUUCGGUCCAUCUGUCUUUGUCUCCUUUUCUUGCUAACUUUCCCUCUAUCUCCUCUCCUUUCUACAUCCCUUUCGCCUUUCUCUCUCUCUCUCUCUGUCUGUCUGUGCCCCUAUAUGCAGAGCGAGUCCCGUAUCCGUCUUUUUCUGGCUCAACAUAUGUUGCAAGACAUACAGAGGCUGUUGGAUCGUCUGGAGGUAAGAACAGGGAUUGUGCAUGUAACUGGAAGGUGGGGGUGGCUACCAAUACAUUCUCUGUAUGUACAUGUUAUGCUUGGUCUGUUGUUGUUGUGUGUUAAAUGUCAUGGUUGGGAGCAGGUGGAGUGGCAGUAUUAAAGGCUCACUCUGAUCACCAUAAUAACCAAGGAUUGAGAGACCGCUGCACACAGCCAGUUCAUAAACCUGUGAACCAGGAGGUGAAUAUGGUUUUGUCAGUUACGGUAGGGCAUCUGCUAGAUUAUUGAUUUCCACUAUUCAGAUGUGAUGAGUGGAACUGUGUCUUGGGGCUUAAGCACAUUUCCCAUAAAACCAUGAUAAAUGGGUGUUUGGAAUAUAAAUAAAAACCUGUAGGCAAUGAAAGGCUCCUAAUUGAUUGAGCCUCUGCUUGAUCUGAAAGCUUAGUUUUGUGCUUUAAUUGGGAACUUUAAUACUUCCCUUUUAAUAACAUUACUGAUUGUACGUGUAAUGGAUGGUGAUGUGGCAAUGGUAAUAUCCGCUGUCGUGUAAUGGGAGGAGGGGGUGGCAGUAAUAUCUGCUGUCGUGUAAUGGAUGGGGGUGUGGCAAUGGUAAUAUCCGCUGUCAUGUAAUGGGAGGAGGGGGUGGCAGUAAUAUCUGCUGUCGUGUAAUGGAUGGGGGUGUGGCAAUGGUAAUAUCUGUGCUGGUGUGUAAUGGAUAGGGUUGUGGCAAUGGUAAUAUCUGCCGUCGUGUAAUGAAUGGGGGAGUGGCAAUGGUAAUAUCUGUGCUGGAGUGUAAUCAAUGGGGAAGUGGCAAUGGUAAUAUCUUCUGUCGUGUAAUGAAUGGGGGAGUGGCAAUGUUAAUAUAUGCUGUUUUGUAAUGGAUAGGGUUGUGGCAAUGUUAAUAUCUGUGCUGUCGUUUAAUAGAUCUGGUGUGUCUGAUGUGCUAGGCACUAUUGCUGAUUAUAUUGUGUAUAUGCAUGUUUCCAGAAUAAACCUGCUUGUUUAAAGUAUCAAAGGGCUAGGCCUAAUAUACUAGAUGUGUUCAUUUCAGGGGAAUGCUAGUACAGAGCAGCCCGCUGAGCCCAUGGAUACAGCUGCUCCUGUAGGGGAGACCCCUGCUCCAAGCACUCCUAGUGCAGAGGGACAAACUGGUCAACCUGGUGCAACACCUCCCAGGUAAACCCAAAAUUGUCAGUUACUUACCUGUAUCUGUUUUACCAUCUGCCUUUACUCAGUGUUUUCUUCUCCUUGAGCCACCACUUAUGAUGAUUCUCACUUCCUCUGACAGUCACCCUUCCCCCUCGGAAUAUUCAGAGGUCCUUCAGUCUCUUUCUCGAGUAGAAGAACGUCUGGCCCCUUUCAUGCAGCGUUAUAGGGAAAUAAUCAGCAAUGCUACCUCUUCCACCUAUGAAAACGUGAGUUCACUUUUUAAAGGGACACUAUAGUCACCUGAACAACUUUAGCUUAAUUACGCAGUUUUGGUGUAUAGAACAUGCCCCUGCAGCCUCACUGCUCAAUCCUCUGCCAUUUAGGAGUUAAAUCCCUUUGUUUAUGAACCCUAGUCACACCUCCCUGCAUGUGACUUGCACAGCCUUCCAUAAACACUUCCUGUAAAGAGAGCCCUAUUUAGGCUUUCUUUAUUGCAGGUUCUGUUUAAUUAAGAUUUUCUUAUCCCCUGCUAUGUUAAUAGCUUGCUAGACCCUGCAAGAGCCUCCUGUAUGUGAUUAAAGUUCAAUUUAGAGAUUGAGAUACAAUUAUUUAAGGUAAAUUACAUCUGUUUGAAAGUGAAACCAGUUUUUUGUUUUUUUUCCAUGCAGGCUCUGUCAAUCAUAGCCAGGGGAGGUGUGGCUAGGGCUGCAUAAACAGAAACAAAGUACACUAAAACUGCUUUAUUUAGCUAAAGUAAUUUAGGUGACUAUAGUGUUCCUUUAAUUCUUUCCCCUUUUUCAAGGAGCUUACGUGUAUAUAUGUGUGUGUGUGUGUGUGUGUGUGUGUGUGUAUGUGUAUAUAUAUAUAUAUAUAUAUAUAUAUAUAUAUAUACAAAGUGUACUUAAAGAAGCUGUUUUUUUUACAUGUUUAUAGCAUAUGUGAAAUAUACUUUCUAAUGGGAUUAUGCAAUAAACCAGGACUUUUUCAGGUGACAUUAAAAUAAAAUGACACCAUUCAUGCCAAAACAGACAUAUAAUACACAUGUGUCUCGGGUAUCUGCUAAUGUAUUUCAAUUAAAAGUGUUUAAACAUGACAUGUCGAGCACCUAGUUCACUCUCCUGAAAAUGCAAGGUUUUAAAUUGAAAAUAAAAUCCUGCCUUCAUUUUCUAUUGAAUGCAGAAGUGUCUUGGGGGAUGCUAAUUCGGGGUCUCCAUCUUUGGUCCAUAUGACAUUUAUUUAUUUUAUAAUCAUUAAGACCUACUUUCUGUAGUCGGACCCCAAUGUUGCUGUGCAUUCAUAGGAAAUACGACUGCGGUCACUGCGCUGCACUCUAUAUAUGGUCAUAGAAAUUUUUUAAUUCAUCCAGCACCUUCUUUAGCAAACUGUUUUAGUUAAAGCCGGACUGUCUCUUCUCUAAAACGGACACUUUAGCAUUUCCUCACUUAUCCUUACUGAAGUGGCUACUGCCUCAGGCUCUACCUGCUUCUCUUCUGCCCCAGGCUGAUAGGACGUGGAGGAUGAAGAGGGGCUUCUGGUGAAAAAUGUAUUCAUGUUUCCGCAAUUCUACUAACUCAAUGUAUAGAUUACUUCAACCACUCUAUCAUGUUAACAAAAGUUGUCUGUCAUGACAGGUGCAGAGUAAAUUAUUUGUGAUUAAACAACAUCUAAAAGAAACCCUCUUAAAAAGUUAAUUUUUGCUAUUUUAUUGCCCACUAGGAGGACCGUGAACAAUCUCAGCGUGUUAUCAACCUUGUUGGGGAGUCCUUGCGUCUCCUAGGAAAUGCUCUGGUUGCUUUAUCUGACCUGCGCUGUAAUUUGUCAUCUGUCUCCCCCCGUCAUUUACAUGUGGUACGACCAAUGUCUCAUUAUACAGGGCCCAUGUUACUGCAGCAGGCAGCCAUACCCAUACAGGUAAAGGGGAGGCAUUCUUUUCUCUUUACUUGUGCCAUCUUCAGAAUUUCCUGUACAUUUAAGUUUUAAUUUCCUUCUGAACCUGUUUUGUUCUUAUUAGAUUAACGUUGGAACAACCGUCACAAUGACUGGGAAUGGUGCACACGCGGGUCAGACCUCUGCAGAAGGAACCUCCGUUCCUACUGCCCCACCGAGUGCCUCUGACCCAGCAAGAGUGUCAACUGAGAGUCAGCCACCUCCCACUGGGGAGCCAGCCCCUCCCCAAGCUCCUCCUGCCUCUGCCCCCCCACCACAACCCCGCGUGAUUCGUAUUACGCACCAGACCGUGGAGCCCGUAAUGAUGAUGCACAUGAACAUCCAAGGUAAAUGUUCGGCCUUCAUUGCAGCUUUACCACUGCUGACAUUUCUGCAUUACUGAGGCUUUGUUCUCUCUCUUACUUGAAGAUUCAGGAUCUGGUGGCCCUUCGAACAUUCCGCCUCCUACUGCAGGGCACGGUGAGACCCUAUAAUUCGUUCUUGGGACAAUAAGCCUACGCAAAAUCCUGUAUUAGCUGUGGUAGUAAAAGGGUUGGAGACCUCUCCUUUAUUUAGCAAUAGAGCCAAAUACCUGGGUGAUUGCCCUGUAAUAGGACAAAUGAAUGGUAAAGGUAACACGAUAGUUCUACAGUAAUACUAAUACCGGGUAGAGGGUCUGUAAUAUCCAUUAUAGAACCGAUACAGGGUCGUAGCAGGCCUAGGAGAUAUAGUGUGAGAGUCGUGUAAUGGGGAAGUAAUAACUACUGGCCAGAUUUAGGGUGUCCUAUAAUUAAGUCAUACUGAAAACAGGAUGGGGGAUUUUACAGUCUAAUGCAUAAGACAGCCUAUGGGGGUCUCUGUAAUUAGAGCAGUGAUUGGUACAGGGAAGAUAUAAGGUUCGGAGGCUCGGUAAUAAAGAAUUAAUUGGUGUAGGGAUUAAAUAAGGUUUGCAAAUUCAGUAACAGAAUUAAUUGGUAUAGGGAAGAAAUAAGGUUUGGAGGUUCAGUAAUAGAGAAUUAAUUGGUAUAGGGAUUCAAUAAGGUUUAGAGGUUCUGUAAUAGAGCAUUAAUUGAUAUAGGGAUUCAAUAAGGUUUGUGGAUUUGGAAAUAGAGGGAUUAUAUCAGGUUUGGGGUUCCUGCAGCAGGACAAUGAUGAGAACUGGUCACUUUUACAAUGAUUUCACACUGUUGAGAACCAAUGAUAGACUGCACUGACACUUCUCCAAUUCCUCUUCUGUCACAUAGGUGGUGGUACACACAUCCACAUGCCAGGGCUCCCCCCUGAGUUCAUGCAGGCAAUUUCACACCAGAUUACCCAGCAAGCUAUGGCUGCAGCUUCAGGUAAAUUGCAUUUCAUACAAGAGGGUCUUCUGGGCUGCUCAAGAAAGCAUUGCAUUGUACUAAACAAAUAUGAAAAUAAAGUCUGCACUCUUACUGUUCUUUUACCUGUUUUUAGGACAACAGAUUCCUGGCUUUCAGGCACAGCCCCCUCGCUUUGUAUUCACAAGGCCUGUAGCCCCCCUUCAUCCUCCACGUCCUGGUGUAACUGUUCCUCCUACAGGGACUGCUGGACCCACUCCAGGAGCAAUGGUGAGAAUCCACAAUAUUUUUUUUUAUCUGUUUAUUUUUUAAAAUUUUUCAAUGAAUUCAAUGCUCUCUAGAAUCUUUGCUCCUAUUAGGACAGGAGGGGUCCAUUUAAUUCUGUAACCCUAGUUAGUAUUUAAACCGGCUGCACUGUUGAGUCUUUGGUAACUGUUUCCGAUGUAGUUGUAUUUAUAAAAUAAAAAAUCACCCUCCAUCUGUGGCUAACACAUUUUCUCCCACAGCCUGGUCCAGCAGGUAAUGCCUCCUUGGCCCAGAUGAUCAGUGGCUUAGUUGGCCAACUUCUCAUGCAUCCAGUUGUUGUUGGUGAGUAUAUUGUAUGUUCUCGUUUUGUUUGUAUUUUCUCUUUAGUCUUUUCUUAAGUUUUUUUCUCCUCUUUAUUGUUUUCCCACUCUUUCUUGCAUUUUUCAUCUUUUUUUGUUCCGUGAAUGUAUUGGUCUAUCAUUCUGGGAUUCUUCCUUACUCUAUAACAAUCUUUUCUCAUGCUCUCCCCCUCCCCCUUUCUCCACAGCUCAGGGCAGCAGCACAACUUCCACCUCAACACCAACAACUACUACUACUUCAUCGUCUUCUUCAUCAUCAUCUUCUUCUUCCACUUCAUCUUCUUCUUUCUCAUCAACUUUCACUGCUCCCACCACCACAACUACCUCUUCAUUUCCCAGCACUCCCUCUGCUUCAACCGGUCCCUCUCCACAUCCUCCCCCUGGACCCGACCAGCAGUUUUCUCAGCUGUUUGGUUCCUUGCUGGGCACUGCUAGCUCUGGAAUGGCAAACAUCGCAAUGGGUUCUCCAAGUAUUACUGUGGCCGUUCCAGGAAUGCCAGCCUUUCUGCAGGGUGUUACAGACAUACUACAGGUAUGUAAACUCUAAAAAUCAAAUGGUGCUUUGUGUAACACACACAAGUAAUUAAGGUGCAGCUAGUCACCCUCGUGAAAUCAAUCACAAAAUUCCACCUUUAAAAACAUAAGAUAUACACAAUAAAAUGUGAACAGCGUACUUCCAAGUUCGGUUCUGGAAUUUAAAAUAUGUUAAAUGUUCUAACCAUGAGCUGGUCCUGUACUAUAGGGCUACUCAAGAGAGCUGACACAAGCUCCAUAGCAGGAGCUUCUGACACUCCAGGAGCAUUAGUGGCAGUGGGGCGCAGGAUCCCCAGUGAAGUCAAAGCAUUGUAAAAGGCAUGGGGGAGGGUUUAAUUAGUUUUGCAGCUAUAAUCGUGAAUCUCUUUUCACCUUUAGAAUAGUCCUUCUUUAGCUGUCCUUUUUUUUAAAUUCUUGUUUACACAUUUAAUUUCAUGUUUUUUAUUUUAAUGUAUUUUUGACAUACAUAGAUACAUGAGAUAUUGUAAGCUUGCAAGGUAUUCAUCAGUAAAGAAAGCAAUCUCCAGCAGAUAACCUACGUAUAAAUUUAAAUUAAAACUAAAAUAGUAUAAUCAUAUGCAAAUUGAUCAUAAUAGCAUAAUAUUAUACACUGAGUAAGCUGCACAUUUUUUAAAUAAUAAGAAAAUAGACGAUUGAUUGCUAGGCUUAGAGCCUAAAAUACGAAUUAAAACUUGAAGUGUAAGCAAUUCUAAGUAACUUGGCUGCAGUUAUGUGGCCCAAUUAAAACGGGUUCAGGCAGCGGGAUGAGGGACAUACAGUCCUGAGCACAGAUCUGUGUUUAACCGAUUACCUACAAAGGCAGAACAGUAUUAAAGGACCACUCUAGGCACCCAGACCACUUCAGCUUAAUGAAGUGGUCUGGGUGCCAGAUCCUUCUAGGGUUAACCCAUUUUUUUAUAAACAUAGCAGUUUCAGAGAAACUGCUAUUUUAUGAAUGGGUUAAGCCUUCCCCCUAAACCUCUAGUGGCUGUCUCAUUGACAGCCACUAGAGGCGCUUGUGUGCUUCUCACUGUGAUUUUCACAGUGAGAGCACGCAAGCGUCCAUAGGAAAGCAUUGUAAAUGCUUUCCUAUGCGACGGGCUGAAUGCGAAGCUCUUGCCGCGCGUGCGCAUUCAGCCCAGGAGGAGGAGAAGAGGAGGAGGAGAGCUCUCCGCCCAGCGCUGGAAAAAGGUAAGUUUUAACCCCUUUCCCCUUCCAGAGCCGGGCGGGAGGGGGUCCCUGAGGGUGGGGGCACCCUCAGGGCACUAUAGUGCCAGGAAAACGAGUAUGUUUUCCUGGCACUAUAGUGGUCCUUUAAGAAGCCUAAUGGCCAUAGGCCCUGGUGUAAAAUAUCUGUCCAAACCAGGGAUGUUGGGAGAGACUCACAAAAUGUGGUGGCAACUGCUGCACAGAAGUAACCAGAAGAUCGCCAGGUAGUUAUGAAGCCAUGUCCUCUGAGCUUAGGGUAGCUCCAAUCUCACUGGCAGAAGGAGCAAUGGUCUCCGGGGUCAUGUAUAAAUAAGCACUCUCAUCCUUGUGUGGAUAGGCCUUUUUAUGUACUUAGAAGGAACCUCUGGUGCUGAAUUCACAGGAGGGGUAAGAACCUGUUGUGUGAGGGAGUGCAAUUGGUGAUGGAACUUGGCCCGGAAGUCUGAAAAAACACUUUUCCAAGCUGGUCAGAAUGGGAGAUGGCUGGCAACUGGAGUCAAUUUUGGAAGGGAUGCCGGUCCCAUGGCAUCUUCGGAUAAAUGUACUGGCAGGCGCAACACCAGCAGUAAGUGCCAGGAUAACCCCCUCUGUUGGGGGUGGGGAAAGAGCCUUCCUAUCACCAAGACCUAUCGCGUUCAAGAACUGCCAAACGUCAGAGUUUAUUCAAACUUGCUUAUGCUGGAUCCCACAAGAGUGCAGUUUGUCUACUGUCAAUGAGUGAUCAAUUGUGUGGCAAAUAAGUCGAUUAAAGUGUGUGUGUAUAAUACAUGUUUCUCUCUGAGCUUUCUCAAGAUGCAUCUGAUCAGCUCGGCAGUUAAAACCCGUCCAUAUUUUCAUUUUUUUUUAUUAUUUUUUUUUUUACAUUUAAAAUUUGUUAGAGUUCCUUGAAAAAUAUGCCAUUUCUGGUAUUCCCAAACAUGUCUGGGCAGAUCUAUAAAAUAAUCCUUUGUGAUUCUAAACCAAACCAGAUGCUUUUACCAGCACAGACUAACACUGUUCCUAUAUUUUCCCUGUCUGUUUAAGGCUGCACAAACUAUCCCUGUGGCCACAUCAGCACCUCAGUCCUUCACUCAGCCACCUCCUUCUACUUCCUCGCCUGCUCCCACUGCACCACCACCACCACAAGCCGCUGGCGCCACUGCUGACGCCCUUACUCCAGAGUUCUUUACCAGUGUGGUCCAAGGUGUCCUCUCUACCAUGCUUGGAUCCCUGAGCGCAGCUGAUCAAACAGGAACAGAAAGUAUUGCAGCAUUUAUCCAGCGCCUCAGUGGUCCUCAUAAUAUCUUCCAGCCAGAUGCAGAGGGGCCAGUGGGUAAGGCGCACAUCUUCUCACUCACUUUGGUGUUUCUUCUAUCUCAAUCUAUUUCUUUAUAAUUGUUAUACAGUAUGUCUUUUAUCCUUGAUCUAAACCCUUUAGCUGAAGAUUAUGUGACCUUUUUUUCUGGACAGGUUAAAAUUGGGUCACUCCAACUGUCCUACAAGUCCUUUCUCACUUCUUGCUGUGAGUCAUGGGACUUGUAGUUCAGCAGCUGCCACAGUUUUCUGUCUGUUAAUUUAGGGUUAUUAACGUGUGUCAUUCUUGUUCUUUCUCCCAGGAUUCUUUGGAGAUCUCCUGUCACUGAUCUGUCACCACUUCUCACUGGUAGAUAUGGUGAUGUUAUUACAUGGUCAGUCUGAGCCCUUACAGAGUCUUCAACCUCAGCUCCGCUCCUUCUUUCUCCAGCAAUACCUGCAUCAGGCCGACCCCACCCCACACAAUAUACAGGUAUGUGGGGCCCCCCCAAACCCUGCGCAAUACACAGGUAUGUGGCACCUCCCACCACACGCAAUACACAGGUAUGUGGCACCUCCCACCCCGCACAAUUUACAGGUAUGUGGGGCCCCCAAAGCCCACGCAAUACACUGGUAUGUGGCGCACCUCCCACACCGCGCAAUACACAGGUAUGUGGGGCCCCCCAAAGCCCACGCAGUACACAGGUAUGUGGCACCUCCCACCCAGCGCAAUACACAGGUAUGUGGGGCCCCCUAAAGCCCGCGCAAUACACAGGUAUGUGGCACCUCCAAUCCAGCGCAAUACACAGGUAUGUGGGGCCCCCUAAAGCCCGCGCAAUACACAGGUAUGUGGCACCUCCCACCCCGCGCAAUACACAGGUAUGUGGCACCUCCCACCCCACGCAAUACACAGGUAUGUGGCACCUCCCACCCCGCGCAAUACACAGGUAUGUGGCACCUCCCACCCUGCAGAGUAUAUCCUUGUACAGUGACUGUUUGAAAAUGUAAUGUAUUUACAUAGGAAGAAAAACAACAAAACAUUAACAUAAAUGAUCAUAUGAUGUCGGGCCAUGCAGAAAAUGUUUAAAAGAAAAAUGAUUACACAGAAGAUAAGAUUAUUAUUCUAAUUAAACAUUACUCAGUAAUAGGGAUAUUUCUGCAGCCAUUGACCCCAUAUAUAAAGCUAUGGUAAGUGAAGUAAAAGCUUUUUUUCCAUCAAGCGUUGAUGAUUCACUUGAUCUUGCAUUUUCGAUCCAGUGAAUAUUACCUGCCACUUUCCAUUUUCCAGCAACGACCACGUUCAUAGCUAAAACAAAAUGGAAUGGCCAGAUAUCUAUCCUUCAAUAGUAGGGAGUUCAAAUCUAAAUGUAGUAGCCUUCACAGGAUAUGGAGUCAAGAGCAAUCUGACAUUUGACUAAACCUGUGUUCCAUGUAUUAGCUAUUUUAUUAUAGGCCCACCAUAUGUGUAGAUAAGUUCCUAUGUCAUCCCCACAUCUCCAUCAUAUUGGAGAGUUAGAAUCAUUAUGUUUAGCCAACAUUUUUGAAGUUUAUAUCAAGGCUGCUUGGUACAUUGUAUUCACAACUUUUAGUUCUCAGUUUCUUCUGGAAUUAUGAGUUCUUUCAUUUACAAUAUUCACUGUGUGGAUCCCAUACUGAGAUACUUCUCUCCUCUAUCUCUCUCUUGUGUUUUUCUAACAUGCACUUAUCUUAUCACUUAUGGUGUGCAUGAGACCUGUGUUGGUGCCUUGACCACUUAAAAGACAGUAUUGGUGGUAACACAGUCCUCUGAUUUUGAGAUGAGGUUCCAGGUUCAGAUAUCUAUGUUUGGGAACUGGUAAAAUAGUUGACGAAUUCUGGGAUGAUUUCAUGCUUUCCUAUAAAGUAAAGAUCUUUGAUGGUAUGUGUCCAAAUGCAAUGUUUUGUUGUUUUCAGAUGGCGUCACGAAAUCUUAUUAACGGCUUGGAAGCAUACAUACGGGAGAGCUUUGUAAGUUUCGCUAGAUGACCUUCUUCUCUCCCCUCCCCUCCAUAUCUGUUACUUAUAAUAUUGUGUAUUCCACAGGCCCCUGUUUCUGUCCGGGAUGAUGUAGACAUCACUAGAACAAACCUUGAAUUUUUGCAAGAGCAAUUUGUCCGGAUCACCACACACAUCCUUCAUUGUGCAGGUACAGUACAUCUUGUGUCUCUGGCAGCUGGCAACUCCCUUAUGUCACCUUGAAGGCAGAGACACAGAUUUAGAACUGCUUCUGUCUGGGCAGAAGGGACAGACUCCUAUAAUCUGCUUUUUGCAGGAGGGAAGGGCAAACUUGUAGUUAUUUCUGUCUGUGUCAACCUGCAAGACGAGGGACAAACUCCUAACGCCUUCUCCCUGUAGCUGGGGCAGCCAUUACUCUGCAGGAAAAAAAAAAAUCAGUUUGUGUUCUGGUGACUGACUUCACUUUUCUUUAAUGACUCCUCUUCUUUUCAGACUCCACUUUUGGACAGCGUCUGUUGGAGAUGUGUAACCAGUCACUUUUUGAAUGGCUUGCUCUUAAUUUAUAUUGUCUGCGUGGAGACCAGAACGCUCUAACAUCUGUCAUCAAUGAAAGAAUUGUAAGCAAUAUCCGAUGUUUCAUUUCCCGCACUCCAUCCUUUCCAAUCUCUGUAUUACUCACUGUUCUAUUUCCUUUUCUCUGUGUCACAGAGACGACUUCCUCUGGACCUUUCUCCUGCACUGGUGUCAUGGAUGACAUCUGUUCUAUCUCUCCGACUCCAAGAACUGCUGGGACAAAUGCCAGUAACUGAAGCGGAAGUGCAAAGACAUGUCCGAAGAGUGGGGGAUCCUCCUCAGGUUAGUGGAACAGAUGGGAAGCAAGAACUGAACUAUAAACACGAAACCUGUUUUCUUGUGGACCUGAGGUCCCGUUAUGACCAUCGAUGAUGGUCUGUGGGAUGAAGCUGUCUUAUAGACUUCCAUACAUCUUUAAGACACAUGUUGCCAAGCCUGGCCCAUUAAGGAAGACUUUAGCUUUGUGCUAUUAUCUCUUAAAUCCUGGGCAUUAUGUAGAUUAUUUUUUUUUUUGUGGAAGGAAGAGACAUUGGUGUAAUGUUUCUCCUGUUUUUCUUCCCAAUCUUUUUGUCUCAGGUUUCCGGGUCCUCUUCCCAAGAGCAGCCCAUGGAGACCACACCAGCCGAUUCACAGGUAAAUGGAAGAACUUGUGUCUUCGGGUGUAUUGUAUAUCAUUAGUCCCUGAUAUAUAUUUACACAAUUUCUAGUAUUUUCGAUGUCUUGUCACAUUCCUCUGUUACUGCUCUCGCAUAGAGGAGACACGGGAGAAUGAGAUGCAUGUUUUUGAGCAGAGUACACAUUCCACACCUAUCGCUGUUUCUCAGCUUGUAGCAGCCAGGUCUGCAGAAUAAAUAGAUGCUAAAAAGCACGAACCUGGAAUGUAUUCCAUAUUAUUGGUCAUUCUGGCAUUGGGCAAUGAGGAAGCAAGGCAAAGAUACUUUAAAGUAGGUAGGGAUCCUGAGUGUCUCCAGGCUUCAGAGUAAGAUGGUAUGUUACUAAUGGAAACCAAGAAUCCGGAACAAGUGUAUGUAAAUAACUUCAGGAUACAACACAGCAGUCUGGGCUAUUUAGGAACUGGAUCAGAACAAAACAGACAGGGAAUAAAAAUCAAGCGACCCUAUCCCACAUCUCUCCUCUCGUGUUUUUUUUUUUUUUUGUUUUUUUUAUCUGUCUCCUCUUUCCUCCAAUCACUCCUACUCUUUCUUCCCCAUCUCUCCUACCACUCUGAUAGUUACUCUUAUCUCUGCUCUAUUUUUUCCCACCAGUCUCUUGUCCUCGUCCUGCCCCAUCUCAUCUUUCCUUCCCAUGUAGCCACCCCGUUUACGCACAUCUUUACCGGUUUGAUUCCUCUCUGCCAGCCCCAUCUUUCCUUCCUGUUAUUUCUUGUCACUUCUCCACUUAAUUUUCGUUAUCUUUUUUCCAUUCAUGACUCGUCUUUGCCUCUUUUCUUCAGACUGGUGCUCCCUCUCCAGUGCCUGCCACCACUGUAGAGGAGGUCCUGUUUCUACCUCCUCAAAGUUCAGCACCUAUUCUAUGCCCUGAUUCUGAGCGCACUGCCCAGGAAGAAGCUGGAACUGAGCCAUGGGCAGCAGCUGUACCCCCAGUAAGUGCCACUUUUAUCACAAUGUGUUAAAGGGACUCUUCCGCUGGCAUAACAUUGCUUUCAAAUAGCGGUGCAUUUUGCGACUUCUUCCAGAAGUAUAGAACAGUAUAGUGAACCGUUAUAACUGCCUUUAUCUGUAUUUUGACAAGUUAUUUGCAAUAAAUGAAUUGAUUGGUAUCCCCACAUUUUUGGAUCUAUGUGAAAUGUAUGGCUUUAUGUGCAAUUUAUUUUAAAAAUAAUUGUUGUAUGCAAGCUUGCACAGAGCUUGAAAAUUUAGGUUCCCAGCCCUCCUGCCAGAGAAAGUGUUUACACUCCCCCUUUUUCCCCUCUGCCUCCUGAUGAUCUCAGCCAAUCCAAUGAUUUCCCAUAGGAAAAAAUUGGAAGGCUAUUGCGCAUGUGCGGCACAAUGCUGUGCCAAUUAGCAUCUCCAGAUGCACUGAAUUAAAACAUCUCUAUGGGGAGCAUCUCCUCAUAUAGAAGCAUUGACUCAUUGCAUCUCCAUGGGGAAUGUUUAGCGUCUCCACAAACACGGCAUCUCCUCCUAUAGAAGCAUAGAAUCAAAGCGUCUCCACACUCUCAGCAUCUCCUUAUAUAGAAGCAUUGAAUCAAAGCAUCUCUAUGGGGAACGUUCAGUGUCUCCACACUCUCAGCAUCUCCUUAUAUAGAAGCAUUGAAUUAAAGCAUCUCCAUGGGGAACGUUUAGCGUCUCCUCAUAUAGCAGCAUUGAAUUAAAGCAUCUCCAUGGGGAACAUUUAGCGUCUCCUCAUAUAGCAGCAUUGUAUCAAAGCGUCUCCUCAUAUAGCAGCAUUGAAUCAAAGCAUCUCCAUGGGGAACGUUUAGCGUCUCCUCAUAUAGCAGCAUUGAAUCAAAGCAUCUCCAUGGGGAACGUUUAGCGUCUCCUCAUAUAGCAGCAUUGAAUCAAAGCAUCUCCAUGGGGAACGUUUAGCGUCUCCUCAUAUAGCAGCAUUGAAUGAAAGCAUCUCCAGGGGGAACAUUUAGCGCUCCUCAUAUAGCAGCAUUAAAUUAAAGCAUCACCAUGGGGAACGUUUAGCGUCUCUUCAUAUAGCAGCAUUGUAUCAAAGCGUCUCCUCAUAUAGCAGCAUUGAAUUAAAGCAUCUCCAGGGGGAACGUUUAGCGCUCCUCAUAUAGCAGCAUUAAAUUAAAGCAUCACCAUGGGGAACGUUUAGCGUCUCUUCAUAUAGCAGCAUUGUAUCAAAGCAAAAAACACAAUGAUAGGUCGCGCUAUACAAAAAGUGAAAGGAUAAAUAUAAAUAUAAAUAAAUACAUAAAUAAUAGAAAAAUUAUAUAAAUAUAUAUAUAUACGUUUACUCACAUAUAAAAAAGGCAAACAGAGAAUAAAAGAUAAAAAUGUACAUAAGAGUCCCGAUAUAUGGUAAAAUAUUUGUAAGUUCCAAUGUAUAGUAAAAUUCUUGUAAGUUCCAAUAGAAUAAUGCAGGCUUGAUGAUGAAAUCAAUGGGAAGUUUAGAUCUUCUAUAGCUGGGGGAAUCUUGACUCAAUGUCGAACAUAUAAGUAGAAGAAAAAGAGAACUCCAAUAGUGUAAUUCUGUGAUGGAAUUGAUAAAAUAAGAAGUAAGGGAGGUAUUUCACUCACCUAUCCAAGAGCGUGUACUCGCUCUAGUGUAGUUGGCAUUCAGUGGCGUUGACCCCCCACUGUCGGGAUAUAGGUGUGAAUGAUUCCUCGAUAUGAAAAGAGAGGUAGAAACCAAAUAUAGUGCUCACUGUAUAAUAACAAGUAAGUCAGAGAAGUAAAAGGCGUACUUACAUUUAUCUGAGCAGGGUAUACUGCUCAGUUUAAUGGCGUAGGUGGUACAAUCCCCACUUAGGAUUCUUUGAACGAUGGUCUGCUCCAAAGUAACGUGUAACCAGGUUAAAAAAUAAAUAGAUAAAAAUGAAAUAAAAGGUAUAUGGCAAGUAAAUAGUAAAAAGGCCAAUAUUCCUUUAUUAAUACAGUAAAAAUAUAUAGCAAUAGCCAAAACGCGUUUCGCCACACAGGGCUUUAUCAAUUGGCAAUAAUGGGUGUUAACCUGGUACAUAGAAGUUUAUAUAAACUUAGGGGAUACAUGGUUAUUUGAAUUUUGGCGCCAAAAUGACGUCAUCAUUACAAUGAGAAUAUAAUAAAAAUAUUAAAAAACAUAAAUAUAAUAAGAACAUGGAUAUAUGAUUAAAAGUACAACUCAAAACUUUAUAAAUUUUUCAAAAACGAGUGUUUAUGGUAGUACUGGAAGAUAGAAUAGAUUGUCAUGUGAUCGCGAGCUACCGCGAUCACAUGGUGUAUCCCAAUGCUUGUUGGGAAAUAUAGUUUUCUAUUGAGCGUACAGGGAGACCGGAAAGAGGAAGGAGGGUGAGGAGCACGUGAUCGCGAUCACUCGCGGUCACGUGGUUGGGAAUAGGGUUAAUGAGGAAUGACGCGUGACCCUACGCGGUCACGUGGUGGAGAGGAGGCUUAUGGGGAAUGUAGUAGCAGGACGGAGGUCGGCUACAGAAGGCACGUCUCCGUCCUGUGCCGGCAGGUGUAUGUAUGAGGCACGUGAUCGCCGACGCGAUCACGUGUCUAGGCGCCGAACACCCUGGGAAAUGUAGUGCCUAACGGGGCACAACCCAGAUUAGGAGAAAAUAAAGAAAAAAAAAAACGUGGUGUAAAAACAGAGAAUAUGUAUAAAGAGAAUCUAGAUAUCAGCAGGAAAAGUUGAAGUAUGACUGCAGAAAAAGAAGAAGGGGAAAUAAAAAACUAAAAGAGACUAAUAAAAUGUAUAAACAAUAUAGGAGAAAAUGUAUAUAAAAGUGAAUAAAAAUAAAUAUAAAGGGGGAAAAAAGAAAAGAAGAGAAGAAAAUAGAGAUAUAAAACAAAGAGAUGUAUGGAUAUGCAAAGCAUACUAUGUGGAAAAGAAAUAAAAUGGAAAGAAUGGAAAAUAAGAGAUUUAAAUGAAUAGAAGAUGUGUUAAUACAUAGAAGGAGGGUGAAUAAAGGGCUAAUUGGAAGGAAAUACAUAAGUAGUCGGACAUGUAAAUCAAAAAGGAAAAGUAGAAAUAUUAAAAUGACUGAAGUAUUGAAAAGUAUUUAAUGGUGAAAGAAAAUAAUAAAAAUAGUUGUUAUAAAAAGUUAAAAAGGUCGAAUUCGGCGUUAAGUCCUUCUGGAGCAAGAGUUUUCAAUUGGAAAACCCAGUACAUUUCCCUCAUAUAGUAGCAUUGUAUCAAAGCAUCUCCAUGGGGAACGUUUAGCGUCUCCUCAUAUAGCAGCAUUGAAUUAAAGCAUCUCCAUGGGGAACGUUUAGCGCUCCUCAUAUAGCGGCAUUGAAUUAAAGCAUCUCCAUGAGGAACGUUUAGCGUCUCCUCAUAUAGCAGCAUUGAAUUAAAGCAUCUCCAUGGGGAACGUUUAGCAUCUCCUCAUAUAGCAGCAUUGAAUCAAAGCAUCUCCAUGGGGAACGUUUAGCGCUCCUCAUAUAGCAGCAUUGAAUCAUUGCAUCUCCAUGGGGAACGUUUAGCGCUCCUCAUAUAGCAGCAUUGAAUUAAAGCAUCUCCAUGGGGAACGUUUAACGCUCCUCAUAUAGCAGCAUUGAAUCAUUGCAUCUCCACGGGGAACGUUUAGCGCUCCUCAUAUAGCAGCAUUGAAUUAAAGCAUCUCCAUGGGGAAUGUUUAGCGCUCCUCAUAUAGCAGCAUUGAAUCACUGCAUCUCCAUGGGGAACGUUUAGCGCUCCUCAUAUAGCAGCAUUGAAUCACUGCAUCUCCAUGGGGAACGUUUAGCGCUCCUCAUAUAGCAGCAUUGAAUCAUUGCAUCUCCAUGGGGAACGUUUAGCGCUCCUCAUAUAGCAGCAUUGAAUCAAAGCAUCUCCAUGGGAAGCAUUUAGAACGCCAGUGCAGGAAGCACUUAUAGUUGGCGUCUGAGUGACUUCCACAAGAGGUGGUGUUCGUUGCAGUGUUACAUGUAAAAGCCUGGAUUGUCAUGCUAUAGAUACCAGAACCACUACAUUAAGUUGUAGUUGUUCUGGUAAACUAAGCUGGACAGUUUAAAGAAUGAAUUAAUGAAGAGUGCCUGAGGAGUAUAGUUUUAAUAUACAAAUGCGUCCCACCUACAAUGAAAGACCACUCGGCUAAAUCCAAGCUUACAUGGUAACUCAACAAUCCAAAAUAAAAUAACUUCUUUAUCUGCCAAUCAUUACAUUUAGCGUAACAGUAACAUCUAAGAAAGUAACACCCGCACCCCACCCCAAAAAAACCCAAAACCCGCAAGAACAUUGAAAGUAAUGCAUUUGCUAUUAGUGUGGCACAAUGUCAUGUUUGUUUUCCUGUUUUGUGUGUAGUUUAGGUCAUGCCUUUUUUUAUGUAAUUACGGAUUCCUCUGUACAAAUCGCACACGCCCAAACAUAUUGUGACACUGUCUGUCCGCAGGAAUGGGUUCCAGUCAUCAGACAGGACUUACAGACUCAAAGGAAGCUGAAGCAGCAGCCGCCAUUAAGCGAUGCCUACCUUAGUGGGAUGCCUGCAAAACGUCGCAAAGUACUGUAUUUCCUUUGUGUACCAUAUGCUACCAUGGCAGACUGCGUUCUGGUGUUUAGGGUUGAUUUAUGGUUGUGUGACUAGUUAAUCCUAAUUUCCUACUAGUGUACAAGUGUAUGAAUGAAUGCCUGGUAUUUUAUUUUGUCGUCUUGUGUUUUUAUUGUAUGAAUGCCUGGUAUUUUAUUCUGUCGCCUUUGGGUUUUUAGUGGAUCAAUGUCUGGUAUUUUAUUCUGUCGCCUUGUGUUUUUUAGUGUAUGAAUGCCUGGUAUUUUAUUCUACCGCCUUGUGUUUUUUAGUGUAUGAAUGCCUGGUAUUUUAACUCCUUGUGGUUUUAGUGUAUGAAUGCCUGGUAUUUUAUUCUACCGCCUUGUGUUUUUUAGUGUAUGAAUGCCUGGUAUUUUAUUCUACCACCUAGUGUUUUUUAGUGUAUGAAUGCCUGGUAUUUUAUUCUACCACCUAGUGUUUUUUAGUGUAUGAAUGCCUGGUAUUUUAUUCUACCGCCUUGUGGUUUUAGUGUAUGAAUGCCUGGUAUUUUAUUCUACCGCCUUGUGGUUUUUAGUGUAUGAAUGCCUGGUAUUUUAUUCUACCUCCUUGUGGUUUUAAUGUAUGAAUGCCUGGUAUUUUAUUCUACCGCCUUGUGUUUUUUAGUGUAUGAAUGUCUGGAAUUGAGUCCUGCUUUCUUGUUUUCUAAUAGACUUGUGUAUGGAUGCCUGGUAUUGAAUCCUGCAUUGUGUUUUCUAGUAUACAAUUGUAGGUAUGCCUAUUAAUGAAUCCUGCUGUCUAGAUUAAUCUCAUGCCUCCUAUCUGUAUCUCAGACAAUGCAAGGUGAGGGUCCCCAUCUCUCCCUCUCUGAGGCAGUGACUCGAGCAAUGAGAUCUACAGGAGCCAAGCCAGAAAGCAGCAAUGAGAGUCUGCGGAGAGAGCUGGAUAACAGUGAGGUGCAGGGAAGGUACAGAGAGCAGGUAAGGAAGGACAAGUAACAAAAAAGUUUCCCAUCUUCCCCAAAAAAAAAACACAAAAAAAUCCCCUCUCUAAUUGUUUGCCUAAAAGAAUCCUAUUUCUGUUCAGUCUCCUACAUUAUGGGUAUAUAAUGUGGUUUCAUCUCUAAUGUCGUGUUAUUUAAACAGUCUCUGAUUUGUGCAGGUAUUGUUCAGACACCCAGAGUCCGUGACAUACAUGUAAUUAAUCAUUACACCCACCCAUAGCUCCAACUUUCUACAGCUUCCUUCAGAACUUACUGAUUGCUUAUGGUUGUCUUACAAAAUUGCACUCUAGAAAAUAGUUGUUGUUUUUUUUCCUCCAUCAAAUAGAGAAAAUACUUAUUAAUUUGUUUGUUUUUUAUUACCCACAAUGGAAUAUUAAAGGGAUACGAUACGUGCCAGGAAUACAAAGCUGAAACUGCAAUAUUUAACAUUGCAGCACUAAUUGCAAUAGGGACUCUGCACACAGAACACUUUAAUAAAAGUAGUCUGGGUGCCUAUAGUGUCCCUUUAACUAACUGAAUACAUAGAAAGGAAUGAAACUCUGAGAUGCCCAGUUUAUUGAAGUGGUCUGGGUGCCUAUAGUGUCCCUUUAACUAACUGAAUACAUAGAAAGGAAUGAAACCCUGAGAUGCCAACUGACCACGCUGUUGCUGUGCUAAUGUUGUCAUUCUUUGAAUAUCUUAAUGCACAAAAGGACUGUGCUACAGAUUUAUCUAAACAGUAUGUGUGCCUUAUCUGCUGAAUGGAGGUGUUCGACUUAAUUCAAGACUUGCCUAAUCCACUGUUUGUUUCUUUCUAGCUCUGCCAGGAUAUUCAGAAAAUAAUCCAAGAUAAUGAGUCCUACAACCCCCAGCGAUUCCCCAACACACAGAAGGCAUUUAAGGAAGACCCCUAAACGACGUGUACCCUUAAAUCUGUCCAUCAUAAUGUCCAGCGUACUCUAUAUAUGUUCCCUGUCUGAUUCCCCUUUCCACGUGUAACCCUAUUCUAUUGAAUGGACAUUGCUUUCCUGGUGUAAUCUAAGGCGUAUCUUUCGUCCCAUUAAACCUGUACAUUUCCCCUACAUUACCUUUUGUCAUUAUGAACUCUACUAUGCUCUGAAAGUUUUGAGUUGUUUGACAUCUCUGGACCUCCAAUGGGACAAGAGUAUAUUUAAAAAGAAAAUGCUCCUCCAAAUUGACACCCCAAAACCGUGCUGUGUGCUUUAUUCCUUGCCCCGAGCCUACACCAAAACUUGUCCAUUUUACCAUGAGCAAGUUAAAUUUUUCACAUGGACUUUUUGCCUUUCUACCCUUGACUCCUAUUUCUUCGUUCAUGGAUAGACUGAAGAUAACUGGGUGGAUCCUUUUGUGCAAAGCAAUGCACAGUUCCUUAGUUUGUUAAAUUUCGGAGUCCCUAAUAAAGGUCUUUAAAGAAACCUUAAUCCUUUAUAUAAUUUGUGGUUUUAUAAGCUCCAUUUCACUGGAUCGGUGGUUCUUGUUCAUAUUAUAUAUUUACUAAAGUAAAAAAUAAAUCCAAAACUAUGAUAAACACAGAUACACACCAUUCUUCGGUCCCAGAAGGGAUGUUUUAUCUUUACUCUGGACACCAACACAACUUGCAUUUCAUAGAUUUUCAACUUGAAUUCAUCGUGUUUUUCUCUAUGUUCAAAUCUUUUGGUAGGGGAAAAAAAUAAAAGUUUUGCAGAUUUCUGUGGCAUAACUUCACCCAUUUUUCACAAAACAUUUUAGCUCCGCCAAUAAAAGAUCAGAGUGAGUUGUUAACCCGAUUCUGCCCCACAGUCAAUCUGUGUCCAGUUCUUAGCUGUAUAGUAUAUAAAUUCAUGUUAAAAUGAAAGGGGUGAAUUUUGUGUUACUUAGUGCCACAGUCAUUUUGCAGCAUUUGCGAGUGCAACACAUUUUUAUUCUGGAAAAAAAAAAUCGAAGGGUAAGGGGGUACCAAAGUAGAAAAUCUCCUGAAUGGGAGUUAACCCCUAGUGCAAGAAUAUUUGCACCAACAACUAAACAGGAAGAGACAAAAAAAACAGGAGAAAAGGAAUUAUCGUAGAGUGUCCUGAAGAGUGUAAGUCCUUUAAAAGGGAGGGGGACAGUGAGUGGUACAAGUAGUGUGUACCACUUUAAAUAUAAAACUUAACUUUUAAUACUAAAAAAGUAAAACCACAAGAGCACAUUAAGAACACUAAUUAGUAUAACUUGUCCUAGCUCGUCUCCGUUAAUACGGAGAUAGUGUAAUUGCAGGGAUUAUUUCAAUUCAAUAAGUGAACCCGCUGCAGGUGAAGCGGUACAAUAAUUUGCCUGGCUGCACAAUAUUACAGUCUCGGGUACAAAGUAGUAUAUAAC